AUGGUUUCACUCAGAUCUGUUUUACUUUCCACCCUCGGAAUGCUGGUGACCUCAGCAUCAGCAGGCUCUGGCUGCCGUUGUGGCUCCUCUGAUUUCCUCACGUUCCCGCGUGUAAAUCUUACUACGGAGCAAGUCAUGCCCUGUGCGGCCUACAAGUUGAUCGAUGCCCGUGGUACCGGGGAGCCGCAAGGGGUUUCUAUGAUGUUCCAAACAUCUAUCCAACGAGCCUUGGCCAAUAGUACUGCGGCAUUGAGCCAUUCGGUCAUAUAUCCCGCAGGUUAUGACCAGAAUGUCACAGCUGGUGUCAAGAAUAUUCUGAAUGUUAUUCAAUACGGUGUUCAAGAAUGUCCCGGACAAAAGUACUUCUUGUUUGGUUAUUCGCAGGGCGCGACUGUUAUCCUAGAAGCCCUCAGCCAACUCGACGAACCAUCUGCAGCCGCUGUGGCCUCCGUGGUGGUGGUUGGCAAUCCAUACCGCCUGCCAGGAAAACUCUCCAAUGUCGACAGCAUAGGACGUCCCGACAACCGCACCGCACUCGGUCUUUUUGCAGUUCAAGCGCAGCAAUCGAAUGCCACUGCUCCGGUGUUCAGCGAUGCUUUGGACCGUAGUGGUAAAGUCGCUGAUAUCUGCUUGGAGAAUGAUAUUGUCUGUGCCUUCGAUCCCCAAUGCACGUGCCAGCUCGCUAGCGACCACUUGUCCUACGGACUAAUGCAGUCGGUCCAGGAUGUGAUCUUUGAACACGUCGUUUCGCGGUUCUAA
Molecule: messenger RNA, 759 nt
Organism: Colletotrichum truncatum
Lineage: Eukaryota; Fungi; Ascomycota; Sordariomycetes; Glomerellales; Glomerellaceae
Product: family 5 carbohydrate esterase
Molecular function (GO): hydrolase activity
Source: RefSeq, a predicted model, not a curated record